Messenger RNA from Lepisosteus oculatus (spotted gar), 7028 nucleotides. RefSeq names its product protein tyrosine phosphatase receptor type T (gene ptprt). Gene Ontology annotation, molecular function: protein tyrosine phosphatase activity; protein binding. Gene Ontology annotation, cellular component: membrane. The record is from RefSeq and is a predicted model, not a curated record. Gene Ontology annotation, biological process: protein dephosphorylation. NCBI's taxonomy places the organism in Eukaryota, Metazoa, Chordata, Actinopteri, Semionotiformes, Lepisosteidae.
CAUUCCGUGACCGAGAGGCGCGCUCAGGUGGAGCACAAGUUCGCUCAUCCCCGCAGACCGGCCGCACGCAGGGCGCAGAAUCCGUUUCGGCGAGAAAAUCUCGGAAUUGUAACCCCCUCCCACCUCCCCUCCCCUCCCCUCCUCUACUCUCCUCUCCUCUCCUCUCUCUCGUCUCUGUUGUUCUUGCUCUGCGAUUCCAGACCACAGCGCUCCUCUCGCAGCCCGUCUCCGGCAGCGGGGGAAACGGAGAGCCGGUGCCAGGAAGGACCCGAGGGAGGGGGCCGAGAUAUACCCGCCGCGUCCCCCCAGCCGGACCCGCAGCGGGGGGAGGAGGAGGAGGAGGAGGAGGAGGGGGGGGGGUUCGCCUGCACCAGCCCUCCCCGCGCGGUGCCCGAUGCGGGACACCUGCAGCCCGCGCUGGCAGCGAGCGCGCGGACGGGCGGCGGGCAUGUGAAGCGCGGCGGCGGACCGGCACGAGGAUGUCCGUGCUCCUGCUCGCGCUGCUGCAGCUGCUGGACCCGGCCCUGGGGCAGUUCUUCCCGGGCAGCUGCUCGUUUGAAGAGCACUACAGCAGCUGUGGCUACAGCGUGGCACUGGGGACAAAUGGCUUUGCAUGGGAGCAAGUGAACACAUGGGAGAGACCCACGAUGGAUGCAGCCGUCCCCACAGGCUCCUUCAUGAUGGUGAACGGCUCGGGCAGGGCCUCGGGGCAGAAGGCCCACCUGCUGCUGCCCACGCUGAAGGAGAACGACACCCACUGCAUCGACUUCCACUACUCGCUGUCCAGCCGGGACGGCUCCAGCCCCGGGGCCCUCAACGUCUACGUGAAGGUGAACGGGGGGCCCCAGGGGAACCCUGUGUGGAACGCCUCCUCCGCGGGCGUCACCGAGGGCUGGGUCAAGGCCGAGCUCGCCAUCAGCACCUUCUGGCCCAACUCCUACCAGGUCAUAUUUGAAGCCAUGUCUUUGAAAGGCCACCCAGGGUUCAUCGCAGUGGAUGAAGUCAGGGUGCUUGCCCACCCCUGCCGAAAGGCCCCCCACUUUUUGCGGCUGCAGAACGUGGAGGUGAACGUGGGGCAGAACGCGACGUUCCAGUGCACCGCCGGGGGCAAGUGGUCUCAGCACGACAAGCUGUGGCUUCAGCAGUGGAACGGUAAAGACACCGCGCUCAUGGUGACCCGGGUGGUGAACCACCGGCGCUUCUCCGCCACCGUCAGCGUGGCCGACACUCAGCAGAGGGGCGUGAGCAAGUACCGAUGUGUCAUCCGAUCGGACGGCGGAUCAGGGGUGUCUAACUACGCAGAACUAAUCGUGAAAGCCCCACCCACUCCGAUUGCGCCCCCCGAGCUGCUGGCAGUAGGCGCCACCUACCUGUGGAUUAAGCCCAAUGCCAACUCCAUCAUCGGAGAUGGGCCCAUUAUCCUCAAAGAGGUGGAGUACCGCACCACCACGGGGAACUGGGCCGAGACCCACAUCGUGGACUCGCCGACCUACAAGCUGUGGCACCUUGACCCGGACGUGGAAUACGAGAUCAAGGUCCUGCUGACCCGGCCGGGGGAAGGUGGCACAGGCCCUCCUGGCCCCCCCCUCGUCACGCGGACCAAAUGUGCCGAUCCGGUCCACGGGCCGCAGAAUGUGGGUGUUGUGGACAUUCGAGCCCGGCAGCUGACGCUGCAGUGGGAUCCCUUCAGCUAUGCAGUGACGCGCUGCCACAGCUACAACCUCACGGUACAGUACCAGUACGUCUUCAGCCAGCACGAGUUUGCGGCGGAGGAGCUCAUCCAGGCCUCCUCUCGUUACACCCUGCGCGGACUGAGGCCGUUCGUUACUGUGCGCCUGCGGCUGGUUCUCGCCAACCCCGAGGGACACAAGGAGAGCGAGGAAAUCGUCAAGCAGACUGAGGAGGAUGUGCCUGGUCCCAUCCCCAUGGAGUCCAUUCAGGGAGGCCCCUUCGAGGAGAAGAUCUACAUGCAGUGGAAAGCCCCGAACGAAACCAACGGCAUCAUCACGCUGUACGAGAUCACGUACAAAGCGGUGAGCUCCCUGGACCCCAGCGCGGACCUGUCCGGCCAGCGCGGCCGGGUCUUCAAGCUGCGCAACGAGACGCACCACCUGUUCGUGGGGCUGCACCCUGGUACCACCUACUCCUUCACCAUCAAGGCCAGCACGUCCAAGGGCUUCGGGCCCCCCGUCACCACCCGCAUCGCCACCAAGAUCGCCGCACCCUCCAUGCCAGAGUAUGAGACGGAUGUGCCUCUCAAUGAAACUGACACUACCAUCACCGUGCUGCUGAAGCCUGCCCAGUCCAGAGGGGCCCCCGUGAGUGCUUAUCAGCUGGUGGUCAAGGAGGAGAGGAAGCAGAAGUCGCGGCGCGCGGCGGACGUGGUGGAGUGCUUCGCCGUGCCCGUCAGCUUCAAGAACGCGUCCGUCACGGACUCGCCGCACUACUUUGCCGCAGAGCUGCCCCCCGUCAACCUGUCGGUGAUGCAGCCCUUCACGGUGGGGGACAACAGGACCUACAACGGUUACUGGAACGCCCCUCUCUCGCCUGUCAAGAGCUACAGCAUUUACUUUCAGGCCCUAAGCAAAGCGAACGGGGAAAUAAAAAUCAACUGUGUCCGACUGGCUACUAAAGUGGUAAUAGGUAGGGGACCGAUAACUACGCCGUACAUACUUGUCAUCCCCAGUGAAGGCGCCUCCACGCAGAACUCCAACGCCGUGGAGCCGGAGAAGCAGGUGGACAGCACAGUGAAGAUGGCGGGGGUCAUCGCGGGAAUCCUCAUGUUUGUCAUUAUCCUGCUGGGCGUGGUGCUCACUGUCAAGCGAAGAAAUGCGUAUUCCUACUCUUAUUACCUGAAACUUGCCAAAAAGCAAAAGGAGACACAGAGCAGCAGCACGCAGCGGGAGAUGGGGCCCGUGGGCACUGUGGACAAGAGCACUGCCAAGGUCAGCACCCUCCACAAGGACGACCCCUUCUCCGCCAGCACCCAGGACAUCAACGGCUUCUCCACCCCCCCUCCCCGCUCCUUUUCUAUGCAGAGCAAAACUCUCCAAAGCAAAAGCCUCUUGAAUUCCUACUACUCAGACAGUCCGGUCAAGCAGCAAACACUAACUUCUGUCUUCCUGCCUGUGGCUGCCCCUCCAGUGACCUCGGACCCUGUUCCCCCAGUGUCAUCUUUAGACAGCGGCCACGGGGAGAUGCCCCAGCCCACGCUGACCAUCCAGACCUACCCCUAUGGGGGCUGCGAGUCGGUGGAGAUGUCCUACCAGGCCGGGCAGUUCCAGCCUGCCAUCCGCGUGGCAGACCUGCUCCAGCACAUCACGCAGAUGAAGUGUGGCCAAGGCUACGGGUUCAAGGAGGAGUAUGAGGUAGGAAUGGGCCUCGCCGAGGGACAGACGGCCCCCUGGGACACAGCAAAGAAAGAUGAGAACCACAACAAGAACAGAUAUGGCAACAUCAUCGCCUAUGACCACACUCGUGUCAGGCUGCAGCUGUUGGACGGAGACCUGCACUCGGAUUACAUCAACGCCAACUACAUUGAUGGUUAUCACAGACCAAGACAUUACAUCGCUACACAAGGCCCCAUGCAGGAAACUGUGAGAGACUUCUGGAGGAUGAUUUGGCAGGAGAACUCCAGCAGCAUUGUCAUGGUGACUAACCUGGUGGAGGUCGGCAGGGUCAAGUGUGUCAGAUACUGGCCAGAUGACACAGAGGUCUAUGGUGAUAUUAAAGUGGCUCUCAUCGAGACUGAGCCCCUGGCAGAGUAUGUGAUUCGAACCUUCACUGUGCAGAAGAAGGGGCACCAUGAAAUCCGAGAGAUCCGCCAGUUCCACUUCACCAGCUGGCCGGACCACGGAGUGCCCUGCUACGCCACCGGCCUGCUGGGCUUCGUGCGGCAGGUCAAGUUCCUCAACCCGCCUGGCGCCGGCCCCAUCGUGGCGCACUGCAGCGCCGGAGCCGGCAGGACAGGCUGCUUCAUCGCAGUUGACAUUAUGCUAGACAUGGCCGAGAACGAAGGGGUGGUGGACAUUUUCAACUGCAUCCGCGAGCUGAGGUCGCAGAGGGUCAACAUGGUCCAGACCGAGGAACAGUAUGUAUUUGUCCACGAUGCCAUUCUGGAGGCCUGUCUGUGUGGAAACACUGCUAUCCCCGUCUGUGAGUUCAGAGCCAUAUACUACAACAUCAGCAGGCUGGACCCCCAGACCAACUCCAGUCAAAUCAAGGAUGAGUUCCAGACCCUGAACAUCGUGACCCCGCGCGUGCGCCCCGAGGACUGCAGCGUGGGGCUGCUGCCCCGCAACCACGACAAGAACCGCAGCCUGGACGUCCUGCCCCUGGACCGCUGCCUGCCCUUCCUCAUCUCCGUCGACGGGGAGUCCAGCAACUACAUCAACGCCGCGCUCAUGGACAGUCACAAACAGCCCGCCGCCUUCAUUGUCACGCAGCACCCCCUGCCCAACACGGUGGCCGAUUUCUGGAGGCUGGUGUUCGACUACAACUGCUCCUCCAUCGUGAUGCUCAAUGAGAUGGAUGCUGCCCAGCUGUGCAUGCAGUACUGGCCAGAGAAGAGCUCCUGCUGCUACGGCCCUGUCCAGGUCGAGUUCAUCUCUGCGGACAUUGACGACGACGUCAUCAACAGGAUCUUCAGGAUCUGCAACAUGGCCCGGCCCCAGGACGGCUACCGCUUGGUGCAGCACUUCCAGUUCAUCGGCUGGCCGGCUUACCGCGACACGCCGCUGUCCAAGCGCUCCAUCCUGCAGCUGGUCCGGCGCCUCGCCAAGUGGCAGGAGCAGUACGACGGAGGGGAUGGGCGGACCGUGGUGCACUGCCUGACGGGUGGCGGCCGCAGUGGGACUUUCUGUGCCAUCUGCAGUAUCAGCGAGAUGAUCCAGCAGCAGAACAUCGUGGACGUGUUCCACACUGUCAAGACCCUGCGGAACAACAAGGCCAACAUGGUGGAGACCAUGGAGCAGUACAAGUUCUGCUACGAAGUUGCUCUGGAGACCCUGAGUUCUUUCUAGGAGUUCACCCUUUUGGGCAGAUGUGUUUGCAGAAUGAAGAACUGGGCUUCGCAGUCGGACUGCGGAAGGACAGGGGACAGCACACGAGCUGCCAAGAAGAACAGAGUUACUCAGCUGAAGAAACACUCAAGGCUGACAAACUUGAGCGCUGCAGUCAGCUGCUGUACUGGAAGGCUAAAGCCCUCUUACAACUGCAAAAGGACAAAUACACAAUUGUUAAUACACUAUACUUUUCCCUUGAUUACAUUCAGUGUCCAGCAUCAAUGUGUUUAUCCCUGGGCCAAGAGGUGAUCUUGUACAGUAAUUUCCUUUUUAGGUAUAUGCUUUGAAUGUUAUCCCAUCAGUGUAAUCGCCGUGCUAGAAAGACUGGAGACUUGAGCACAAGCGAUCGACUUUUCCUUUUCUGGUCUUUGCAGCUCACUUUAACAAACCUGAAAUUUAACCUUUAAUUAAAAGAAACUAAGUAAAAAGAUGAUACAGUAUACAUAUUUUUAUCUGUACUUUCUAUAUUCUGGGUUCUAUGGUUCCUGCAACAUCAGUCAGAAUCAAUACAAACACAUGCGCUAUUCUGUUCGUGACCAUUUCUUGGGAGGCUGAACCUGUGUCUGUUUAGUUAUUCAUAGCUCUCGUUGUGUUGUUACUCCUGUACCGUGCAGACAAUCAACAACUUCUAGAAAGCCUGUGGUAGUCCCGUUCCUGACUUUGAAACCUGCUUGGCAUCAGUGAGGAGGGUGCAGACGACUCGUCUCGAUCACCGACUCAGCUUGGACUUUGUAGGUUCUGAGCUGAGUUGAGCACAGCGCCAUCUCCCCUAUUUCAGUCUCCUUUCCCAACUCCUGCUUGUUGCUGCAUAUGCACUUUAAGUUGUCAAAAUGCCUCCUUUACCUCAUUGUGUGAGCAAGUCUACAAAUCCUCUUUUUUUGCUUUAUUUAAUAAAUUGUGCCAUACUGGUUUUUUCUUUGUUUACUUAUUCAAAAGCUCAACUUAUACGUACAAAACAAAAUGAACCAGCUUCUUUCAGGAAAAGAAGUGCGAUGACGAUGGGUUAGAUGCCGAAUUAUCUGCUGUAUUUGUAUUCAAAAGUGUAUUCAACAGUCUGCAGACUGUGCUACAUUAUGAUUAAGUUCAGUAGAUUUUCCUGUUUGAAGAUGUGCAGUGGUUUAACAUAAGAAAGGAAGGAAAAGCAUCCACAGGCCUGAGGAUGUCUCCUCAAAGAAUGACCUGUCUGCCUGAUGAGGGCCUGCGUUUUACUCCUUUCCUGUUGUUCACAGCGCCCAACACCAGCAACAGGACAUCUACAGAAGCCAGCUCCUGAAACGCCACUGAGCAAAGACCAGAGCGAUUCUGGGCCAUUUCAUGAAACACAACACUAAAGUUAUACUGCCUGGUGUAGCAGACAGAGACAUGGUUAAAAAAAAUCAAUUGGGCAGGAACUUCCAGUUCUGUGUUAGCCAUUAAGAUCACCCAUUCUUGUUGAACUAACGCAAGGAUGAGAAUAAUGUUUCAUGCAAGAACUUAAAGGUUUUCAGACAGUCUGAAUGGGAUUUGGCUUGUAACAAUCCUUAACAUAUACUAAUGAUUCACCUGCAUCUGACGAUGCGCUGCUUUGGCAAUUAUCAGUUGUGUAUUUUAUGCAGGUUAAAAGCAGGGUUACAGUAGGUCAUGACAGACUACAAUUGGGGAAAAAAAACACUGUGAGGUUCUAUUCCAUUAAACAAAAAAUAGUGUUGAAACUUAAUGUGAGUGCAAUUUCUUAUUUCUAUUAUAAUUUUCUUUGUUUGGGGGUUUUACAUACUUCAGCCUUUAUCAUGCGUUUUUCUCCUAUGUGUUUAAUUAAUGUAAGGUAUUUUUACUUUUUUUGAAAUUGUCUUACUAGCAACGUGAUACUUAGAACUGGUGAUUGACAUUGGCUGUUUUAUUGUCUGAACUGUGGUAACUCCAAUAACAGGACCAAAAUGUUGAACAAUGAAUCUUUCCAGCUUUUGUAAAUAAAACACUGCAAAACCA